Molecule: messenger RNA, 744 nt
Organism: Striga asiatica
Lineage: Eukaryota; Viridiplantae; Streptophyta; Magnoliopsida; Lamiales; Orobanchaceae
Source: the annotation of a GenBank genome assembly
AUGGUUCGUCGUGCAAGCGGCCUGGCCCAGAUUGUGAAGUUCCUGGCUAAGGAGCUGUCGGAAGAUGGGGUGGUUGAUGGAGGUCAUCGCGAAGGGCGGAGAACGAGAGGACUUGUCGACAUACGGAGGGACGACGAUGGUCUGCAAGUAUUGGUCGCGGAUCACGAAGCCCACGCGCCGACGGCGGCGGCAGUGGCGGCGGCGCCGCCAUGGGAUUCUGAAAGACGGCCUCGUAGUGGCGUCCCAGUCGGUACUGCUGCUGCAUGUGCUGCUCCUGGACGGCGGCCAGCGCCGAUUGCGCGUCCCUCACGUCGUAGAAAUGGACCGUCACCAAACCCUCGCGCCGCCGCUCCAUCUGCACCGCCCGCACGUCGCCGAACACCUCCAGCUCGCGGCGGACCGCCGACUCGCUCACUGAAGCCGGCACCAUGCUCAGGAGCAGCGUCCGGGACGGAGCCGGCGACGGCGGAGGCAGGGAGACCGGCGGGGAAGGUGGGGGAAACUGCGGCCGCGGAUACCCCGGCGGAGGAGGAGGGUAGGGGUAGUAAAUUACGGUCGCCGUCGGGAAGAAUUCUUGAGCGGCGGGAUCCAGGUGGUGACCCGGAAACCGGGAAAAGCCGGGUUCCGCCAUUAAUGAAUGGAAAAGGGAAUAAAGAAGAUGGAAGGAUUUCUAAUAGGAAUUUUAUCCUUGAGGAAAUGUGUACUCAGCCUUUGGAUGAUGAAUCUUCUGCAGCAGAGGAUUAG